This is a messenger RNA of Ornithorhynchus anatinus (platypus), 5676 nucleotides long. RefSeq names its product signal peptide, CUB domain and EGF like domain containing 1 (gene SCUBE1). Gene Ontology annotation, molecular function: calcium ion binding. Gene Ontology annotation, cellular component: cell surface. NCBI's taxonomy places the organism in Eukaryota, Metazoa, Chordata, Mammalia, Monotremata, Ornithorhynchidae. The transcript has 23 exons. The coding region runs from base 108 to 3152 and encodes 1014 amino acids. The record is from RefSeq and is a predicted model, not a curated record. Gene Ontology annotation, biological process: signal transduction.
AGGAGGCUGUCAGCUCGUCAGAUUCCCGGCUCCCCGAGCCCCCGGAGCCCUCGCAUCCAGGAUCCAGGAUCCAGGAUCCAGCCGGCGGCUCUGGCCCUGCCGUUGCCAUGGUCGCUGCGGGCUGCUCUUGGCGCUGCUGCUGCCUGGCGCUGGCCCUCGCCUACCUGGGCAGGCUGGCGGGAGGUGGUGGGCUUCCAGACACAGACGAGUGUGCAGAGGCCACAGACGACUGCCACAUCGAUGCCAUCUGCCAGAACACCCCCAAGUCCUUCAAGUGUCUCUGCAAACCUGGCUACAAGGGCGAGGGAAAACAGUGUGAAGAUAUUGAUGAGUGUGAGAAUGACCACUACAAUGGGGGCUGUGUUCACGAAUGCAUCAACAUCCCUGGGAACUACCGCUGCACGUGCUAUGAUGGCUUCAUGCUGGCCCACGACGGGCACAACUGCCUGGACGUGGACGAGUGUCUGGACAACAAUGGAGGGUGCCAGCAGAUCUGUGUGAACGCGAUGGGCAGCUAUGAGUGCCAGUGCAAGGAGGGCUUUUUCCUGAGUGAUAACCAGCACACGUGCAUUCACCGCUCCAAUGAGGGUAUGAACUGUAUGAACAAAGAGCAUGGCUGCACUCACAUCUGCCGGGAGACGCCCAAAGGUGGGGUUGCCUGCGAAUGUAGGCCGGGCUUUGAACUUGCCAAAAACCAGAGGGACUGCACAUUAACCUGUAACUAUGGGAACGGAGGCUGCCAGCACACCUGCGAUGACACAGAUACAGGACCCGUGUGCGGCUGUCACCAGAAGUAUGCCCUGCAUGCCGACGGCCGGACCUGCAUCGAGCAGGGUGAGGCUGCAAUUGAGGGCUCUCGGUUCAAUGCCACGUCAGUAGCUGAUGUGGACAAACGGGUGAAACGGCGGCUCCUUAUGGAGACGUGUGCAGUCAACAAUGGCGGCUGUGACCGGACUUGCAAGGACACGGCGACGGGAGUGCGCUGCAGCUGCCCGGUUGGCUUCACCCUGCAACCCGAUGGCAAGACAUGCAAAGACAUCGACGAAUGCCUGGUGCACAGCGGUGGCUGCGACCACUUCUGCAGGAACACUGUGGGCAGUUUCGAGUGCAGCUGCCAGAAGGGCUACAAGCUGCUGACGGAUGAGCGGACCUGCCAAGACAUCGACGAAUGCUCCUUCGAGCGCACGUGCGACCACACCUGCAUCAACUACGCCGGCAGCUUCGAGUGCCGCUGCCGCCGAGGCUUCACCCUGUACGGCACCAGCCACUGCGGAGAUGCCGACGAGUGCAGCGUCGGCCACGGGGCCUGCGGCUCUGGCUGCGUUAACACGGCGGGCAGCUACGAGUGCAUCUGCCCACCAGGGAGGAAGCUGCACUGGAACAGGAAGGAUUGUGUCGAGACGGUGAGAUGUCGCCCCAAUAGCUCCCACUCGGCUCCCCAGGCCCAGCUCGCCUGCAGCAAAUCGGGAGGGAUCGAAAACUGCUUCUUCUCCUGCCGCUCCAACACACGCUUCACUCCAGACUCAGAGAACAGUUACACCUUGAGCUGCGGCGUGCCAGUACAACCGGCCAGGUCUUCCCCGCAGAGACGGAACUCCACCCUUCCUGGCUGUGCAGAUGCCUUGGCCCUGCCUGCCAAGCAGAAAGCCCGCUUCAAGAUCAAAGAGGCCAAGUGCCACCUGCGGCUCCGCAGCAAGGAGAAGUUGAAGGAGGUCCCGAAGCCAACAAUCUUGGAUAGUUUCCCGGUCACCUUCUUGAGCCUCAAGUGCGACUCGUCCAAGAAGAAACGCCGAGGCCGCAAGUCCCCAUCCAAGGAAGUGGCCCACAUCACUGCUGAGUUUGAAGUGGAGAUCAAGCCAGAAGAUGUCUCAGAUGCCUGUAAUCUUGACUGCAUUCGGAAAAGGAUGGAGCAGAAACUGCAAACUGCCAUCAAAACGCUGCGAAAAUCCAUUAACAAGCAGCAGUUUCACAUACAGGUUCCAGGGGCAGAGUAUGAGGUGGCCCGGAAGGCGGCCAAGGCUGCUGAGGGACCGGAAGCUUGUGGGGCCGGGCAGGAACUACAGGAUGGGGCUUGUGUCACCUGCAGCCCAGGCACCUACUACAGUGGAGAGCUCAGCCGGUGCCUACCCUGCUCGUCAGGCACAUUCCAGGACGUCGAGGGCCAGCUCUCCUGUGAACCCUGCCCGAGCAAUGAUGGCCAGGGGCUGCUGGGGGCCCGGAAUGUGUCUGAAUGUGGAGGUCAGUGUUCUCCUGGUCUCUACUCCUCUGAUGGCUUUAAGCCCUGCAGACCGUGCCCAGUGGGCACCUACCAGCCAGAGCCAGGGCGGACCCUGUGCUUCCCCUGUGGAGGGGGGCUCGUGACCAAGUCCGAAGGAUCUGUUUCGUUCCAGGACUGUGAGACGAAAGUGCACUGUUCCCCUGGGCACCAUUACAACGCCACCACCCACAGAUGUAUCCGAUGUCCCCUGGGAACCUACCAGCCUGAGUUUGGGCAGAACUUCUGCGUCACCUGCCCCGGGAACACCAGCACAGAUUUCGAUGGCUCCACCAAUGUCACCCAUUGUAAAAACCGGCACUGCGGCGGCGAGCUGGGUGACUACACAGGUUUCAUCGAGUCCCCCAACUAUCCUGGGGACUACCCGGCCAACGUGGACUGCGUCUGGAACAUCAACCCCCCGCCCAAGAGGCGGGUGCUCAUCGUGGUGCCCGAGAUCUUCCUCCCCAGCGAGGAUGAGUGUGGCGAUGUUCUCGUCAUGAGAAAGAGCGCCUCCCCGACGUCCAUCACCACAUACGAGACCUGCCAGACGUACGAGAGACCCAUAGCCUUCACCUCCCGGUCCCGGAAACUCUGGAUCCAGUUCAAGUCCAAUGAAGGGAACAGUGGCAAAGGGUUCCAAGUCCCCUACGUGACCUAUGACGAGGACUACCAGCAGUUGAUAGAGGACAUUGUCCGGGAUGGACGACUGUAUGCAUCUGAGAACCAUCAGGAGAUCUUAAAGGACAAGAAGCUGAUCAAAGCCCUCUUUGAUGUGCUGGCCCAUCCCCAAAACUACUUCAAGUACACGGCACAGGAAUCCAAGGAGAUGUUCCCAAGGUCAUUCAUAAAGCUCCUGCGGUCCAAAGUGUCCAGAUUCCUUCGGCCGUACAAAUAACUCCCUGCGGGCUGUCAGCGGGGGCCGGUCAAAUCCCUUCUCCCCUCCGCCGUAGGACAUUUGCUCAUCGAGUGGCUCUGCGGCAGCAGCCCCGAUGCCCUGAUGCCCCGAUGUCUGCCCCGUGUAUCCUGAAGAGUCACCGUGCUGUCUGAUACUCUUUCGAAGCCAGUGUUGAGAGCAAAUCCUCCCUUGGAAAUGCCAGGCCCCGGAGAGACCAGAUGGCACCUGCCAGCUCAGCCGGAUGCGGGAGCACCAAGACUUCUCCUUUAGGGAAAUCCCUUAUCCAAACCUGGCCAAGUCCUAGGAGGGAAACAGGGAAACUGCCUUCCUAGGCCAGGAAAAGCCCAGUGAGCUUGGCACCAGGAGUCUCGCGGAUUGGUGUGGGGUGGGGAGACAGACGUCUGAAGUUCAAAUGUAUCUGGAACUGGAAUUGCACUUGGACUUGGGUUGGAAAUGCUCGGUGAGGAGGAAGAAAGCGGUGCUGUCUCUUGGAGAGCUGGCCUGCGUGGGAGCCAGAGCAGAAACAGCAGAACUGAUGAGUUGUUCUGCAGGCUAGGCCAGCUCCCAAGCUGCCGACUCCCACGGCCCCGACUCCCACAACGCUGACUCCCACGCUGCUGACUCUCACAGCACCGACUCCCAUGGGCUUACUCCCACGGUGCCAACUCUCGCAGGACUGACUUCCACGGUGCCAACUCCCACAGUGCUAACUCCCAUGCAAAGACUCCCAUAGCACCAACUCCACUCUGCUGACUCCCACAGCACUGACACCUACAGUGCCGGCCCAUACGCUGUCUCGUGCUUUCGCCCAUAUGGCACAGACUUCUGUGACACUGACUCCUGUGCCUUCAUCCUGUCUUGUUCUGAUGUUUUUCCAGGCUGGAUCGCUUCGUCCCCCUGCCCUAAACCCAGGGAUGAUGAACGGGAUCUGUCUUGGGUGGCCGUGGCGGGGGGAGAGGGGGCCCUCCGGGUGGUGAGGAGCUAAAAGAACAGCUGUACAUAUUUCUUUGCCCUGAUAGAGCAUCUAAUUGUUACUUCUAUUCAUGGGUGAGGUAGUAACGUUAUCUUUAGCUGCUGUAAAUACUUCUCAUCUCUCCUUGCCCCUCCCAUGCGGUUCUUAAUCUGUCUGUUUUUCAUUUUUGCGGAGGGGACUAAAUCACCACUCUAAGUACUCUCCCCAACCUGAAACCUCUCAUGGUUGGGGUGGUGAUGGAAGAAGGGCCCCCCCAAGAUGACCCGUUGGUUCAGCGGGUUGGACCAUCUCUGCAGUGGGAGUUGCCUGGGUCCCGGUUGCUGAGAGAGGAUCGCCAGAGGGAUGCACGGCCCUCAGCCCCACGAGACAAGACACGGACAGCUUCCUCCUGCCUGGGAGCCAGGGCCAACGAGGCAUCAGCUCACGUCGGGCUGAGCAGUUUGUUUCAUCCCUCCAGUGACCAGGAUGGGCCUUGGAACUUUGACUGGAUCUCAGUUCUUCUUGGGCUUUUCAACUCCUCACCCUUUCCCCUCUAAUAACCCACCUUGGCUCUGUCCUUCAUGAAUGUAUCCAUAUUUUCUUGAACCUACUGCUCUUGCCAUUUCUGGCCUGCAAGACUUCCUUUGGAUAGGGAAUUCCAGGUUUACCCCACACAAGAAAAGCAUUUCCUUCUGCUCGCUUGGUCCAGUCCGAUUGGCCCAGCCCUGAUGGAGCCCCUCACCCCCUUCCUAUGUGAGGAGCACCUCCUUCAGCCUUCCUUUCCAGAUUGGGGCUGCCCUUCAGAAAAACGAUUUCACAUCACUUUGGUUCCACUCUCUGAUUCCUUUCUCAAUCAGCUGGGUCCCCCUGCUGCAGGGUGGAAUGACCAGAAGCCCGUACUGACUCAGGACAGGGAAAACUCUACUUUCUCUUGUUUUCUGCCCCAACCGUGGUGAUGCUCUGCUCCUUGGAGGCUCCAUUCAGUUCCAGGCAAUGUCGGACUGUCGAAGGCACCUGAGAGUUCUUUGUCUCUCAUGGGAACCGCCAACUCUAGGCUAGUCGCCUUAAAGCUGGCACGUGGAUUUCCGUCCCACAGGGGCCAUGGCCUUGUUCCUGCCCCCAAGAGCCUCAUGCUUCCACCUCCCCUCCGCCCCUCAAUCUACUUCAAAGACUAUCCCUGCAGCUUCUCCCCACUGUUAUCGGCAAUGUGCUUUAUCCCUACACUCCCGGCUUCCCACCCCACACAGCCAGCCCUUCAGCUGCCGGGAAGAGCUCGAGGCCACUGGCGACCCUGAGAGCUCUCACUGUGCACCCUCACACCCAGAUCGUGGAUGAAAAUGUUGAGCAAAUCAGACCCAGCAACCGGGGAGCUCAAAGCCUCUUUCCCCAUCCAAAAAAUUGGCCUUUCCCUCAACCCGGUCUCCAGUUCCCCCUUAACGUCCCCGUCGCUGAUUUCUCUCCAUGAUAGGACAUUCCCUCCGAUCCCAUGAUUGUUCUGGGGUUCCCAAAGCUUUUGGGCUGGAACCUUGUCAAAGGCCGUUGGAAAAUCGCAAUACAUUAGAUCCAUUGGUU